AAUGACAAAUGACAAACUGCCUCUGCAUCUGUCUGUGAUUCAUGAUUUAUUUCAUAUUCCUUGCAAAAAUAAAAUUUAUUCACUUUAAAUGUUCUUUAUUUAGUUAGCUGUGUUAAGUUAAUCCAGUGACUACAGUGAGCAGCUAUUAGCUGGUAUAAGUUAGGCUUACUGCACUGGAACCGUAAAAUAUCUGCCAGGAUGACUCUCGCAGAAUUCUUCAGUUGUUCCCUUCUUGCUUUCGGGGCUCCAUUGGUCAUGUUCGCGUUCACAGUGGCUAAUGACCCCGUUCGCAUCAUCAUCAUGAUAGCAGCAGCAUUUGGGUGGCUUCUAUCGUUUUUACUAUCAUCCUUAGUGUGGUAUGCAGUUGUGCCAUUACGAUCAUACCUGGCGUUUGGAAUGGUCUUUGCUAUCAUUUUCCAGGAAAUAUUCCGAUAUGGCAUGUAUGUCCUACUCAGAAAGACGGAAGCUGGUCUGAAGGAGAUAUCAGAAAAUCACAAUAUUGGGAGUAAUAAGCUAGAAAUGGCAUAUGUAUCUGGCCUCGGCUUCGGCACAAUGAGUGGAGCCUUUGCCCUCAUCAAUGUUCUAGCUGAUUCUGUUGGUCCAGGAACUUUAGGCCUCCACACAGGCACCGAGUACUUUUUCGUGACGAGCGCUGCCAUGACACUAUGCAUGAUAUUACUCAACACAUUCUGGAGUGUCAUAUUCUUCAGUGGAUUUGAUGAUAAGAACUAUGUCAAAGUGGGAUGGGUCAUAGUAUCACAUUUCUUUGUCUCCGGACUCAGUCUUUUGAACAGUAAGGAGUUAUAUGCAGCUACAAUCUUGCCAUCAUACAUAGUUUUAGCGAUCACAGCCUACAUUGCCUUCAAAACAGCUGGUGGCUCAGCCAGGAGUCUCAUGCAAAGUAUUUCCUCAAGAUCAUAGAAAUAAGUUAUUCAGAAUUUGUCUUGAAGAAAUUAUUAGACUGCGCUGAGAAAUUAUAACAUUAUACAGGGAUUGUUUUCAUUGAAAAAUGCAUUUAGAACACAAUUUGAUUUGAUAAGCGCAUACGCUUGAACAGGACACUACAACCCAUAUAGUACAGGGCCUUAAUCAAAAAUUGAUCAGUAUCUUGAAGUAAUUUCAAUCCAGUUCAAUUUUUAACGAGGUCCUAUAAUGUUGGGCUACAAGUUUUAUAGAUUCCUAGUUGACUUGUUGUUCCUCACCGUUCACUUAGAUUAGGCCUUGAAAUAAUAAUAAAUAAAUACAUUUUCUAGUUAGAUCAAAUGAAUCCCAAUUCCAGAAUAGCUAGAAAAAAUAUAAAUUUUGUAGUAUAUUAGAGGUUUGUUAGCAAACAGCUAGUAAUAGACGCAGAGAUAAGUUUUGUUAUAGGGCGAGAGAUAUUUGUAAAGUAAAGAAAUUAUUUAGGAUGACAACCCUUAUCGUACAGUUUCACGUCAUUCAAAGGAAUGGCUCUGAAAAAUAUGAAAUUAAUGUAACAUUAGAUGUAGGUUGCAAGAGAUUGCUAGAUCGUGAUUUAAGCUUUAUACAAGUCAAUAACUUUUUUACUGCCUCACUGGUUGCGAGUCCAACAAAUAAGCAACGAGGUCCCGAGUUCUUGACUUGGAUCCUAAGAUUGAGUUAUUGGAUUUCCAAAUUGAGAAUAAUAGCACGAAGUACACAGACCUUAACUUGACUGACCAGAGUAGGUGUUACUCGGAUUGUCCAUCUCCCUCUGGGAAAAAAUGUGUUAAAGUAAUUUUUGUGAGCAUUGGCUGU
Molecule: messenger RNA, 1755 nt
Organism: Spodoptera litura
Lineage: Eukaryota; Metazoa; Arthropoda; Insecta; Lepidoptera; Noctuidae
Gene: aph-1
Product: gamma-secretase subunit Aph-1
Biological process (GO): positive regulation of catalytic activity; protein processing
Cellular component (GO): membrane
Source: RefSeq, a predicted model, not a curated record